AUGCGGGUGGCAGGUGAUUCCCUGACUUCAGAUGAUCAACUUGACGACACCUGGGUAACUGUAUUUGGAUUUCCUCAGGCAUCAGCUUCAUAUAUUCUUCUACAGUUUGCUCAGUAUGGAAAUAUAUUAAAGCAUGUGAUGUCCAACACAGGGAACUGGAUGCAUAUUCGAUACCAGUCUAAGCUUCAAGCCCGGAAAGCCUUAAGCAAAGAUGGAAGGAUUUUUGGUGAAUCCAUCAUGAUUGGUGUCAAGCCCUGCAUAGAUAAAGGUGUGAUGGAAAACUUUGAAAGAAGCUCUGCACCCUCAAAGUCUUCACUUUCCACUCCACCUACAAAAUCUGUCAGCACACCAGUACAACCUGCAAAUAAUACUGCAAGAAUUUCUACAAUGAGACCGCUUGCAACGGCAUAUAAAGCUUCCACUAGUGACUAUCAGGUGGUUUCUGACAGACAAACUCCUCGGAAAGAUGAGAGCAUUGUAUCUAAAGCAAUGGAAUAUGUGUUCGGCUGGGUUUUCUCUUUUCUGGAAAGAUGAUGGGCUAUUUGCAGGAAGAACACUAUGCAUAGCUGGCUCCCAGGGACAGGGACUGCUCUUAGUAUAUGUGAUUGUAAUUUUUAUUAGGAUUCAUUGCUGUUUUAUAAUUCUCUGGUGUCAUGUUCUAAAUGUUACAGCAAUCUUUUAUUUCUUCAUUUUAUUAAUAAAGCUAAAAAAAGUCAAGUUUUUCUUGGGUUGUUUUUUAAACAAGUAUGAGUUCUGUUAGGGUAAACUAUGUGCAGUGCUCUAAGCUGAAGUAUGAUUGUGAUGGUGUAAUCCUUACCCUUCUUCUCUCCCCCUUGCUGGGCUGCUUGUUGCCAGGUGUGAUUCCACCCACUCCCCCGAACUAUACACCAGGCUGUGGAGAUAAGAACUGCUAACGUUAAGGGGCUCCCUUGAUGAGCCUGGCUCCUGCCCUCCCCCCACCCCAGAUUGCUCAGAAACGUUUUUAAGAGCCCAUCAUCUCCUAAGGGCCUGGGAUGGGGUCAAAUAGGAAAAGUAGCAGAGUUGCACGUUCAUCCAGUUCUUGUGCAACUGCUGGAAG
Athene cunicularia (burrowing owl) is the source of this 1078-nucleotide messenger RNA. RefSeq names its product nucleoporin NUP35-like. The transcript has 7 exons. Gene Ontology annotation, biological process: NLS-bearing protein import into nucleus; regulation of DNA-templated transcription; nuclear pore organization. Gene Ontology annotation, cellular component: nuclear pore nuclear basket; nuclear membrane; nuclear pore central transport channel. Gene Ontology annotation, molecular function: phospholipid binding; single-stranded DNA binding; structural constituent of nuclear pore. The record is from RefSeq and is a predicted model, not a curated record. NCBI's taxonomy places the organism in Eukaryota, Metazoa, Chordata, Aves, Strigiformes, Strigidae. Bases 1 to 534 code for a protein of 177 amino acids.